AAAAGCAGUCUCAUAUUGCAUCAGAUCAUUAUAGUAUAAUGAAUAGCGGAGCUAGUGUCAAGUCACAUAAUAAACCAGAUGCUGUAGAAGAAAUCAUCGACCUGUAUAAUUACCAAUUAUGUGUUACUUCUUCUUUAUUUGUCGCAUAUGUACAUCAGUAG
Entrophospora candida is the source of this 161-nucleotide messenger RNA. NCBI's taxonomy places the organism in Eukaryota, Fungi, Glomeromycota, Glomeromycetes, Entrophosporales, Entrophosporaceae. The record is from the annotation of a GenBank genome assembly.